AUGAGUAAAUCUGCACAUAUUUAUUCAUCAUCAGCAUCGGCUUCUCCUACUGUUGCCGACGAUUUGAACCGCGGUUCUAUAUGGUUAAAUCACAGCUCACUUUCUCCAGCGCGUUCAGAAGACGUUCCGUCGCGGACAAGUACCCUGGUAACAUUGCUGACAAUAUGUACGACCAGCGAUUCCCUGAGCACAUCAGGCGGUCCAGGUUACUCGGCUGAACUGAUGAGUAUGAUUCAAAAUGCAUUUCACAACAAUAGGACGCAAAGAGCAAAUUUACAGUUUUCCACAAACACCACACCAUGCCAAUUCGACAAAGAAGAAGAACCUUGUCCGCCCAGCAAAUAUAGGACAGAUUCUGGUGAAUGCAACAAUGUCAGACACAGGCAUUGGGGAGCUAGUGGAGAUAUAUUCCUCAGAUUACUCAAACCAGAUUAUGCCAAUGGUAUCUCAUCCCCAAGAGUGUCCGUGACGUCACAUGCCUUGCCUGGUCCGCGACAGCUGACGUCAUUGUUCAGACACGUGACACCAACACCUCACCCACAUGUGACGUCAUUAGUCGCAGUAUGGGGUGAAUUGUUACAUAGAGAAUUGGCUGAACCAACUCAACAAUUACAAAAUACAACUUGUUGCAAAGUGCAGACUGCACAUCCUGAAUGCUACCAUAGGGUGGAUGGAGUUUGUAUCGAUUAUAUAAGAUCAGCACCAGCACAAAAUCAGGAUUCUUGCAAAUACAGUCAUCGAGAGCAAUUAAAUUCUGCAAGUGGUUUUAUUGAUGGAUCAUCUGUGUAUGGAACAAAUGAAGAAGUUAGCAGAUUGAGAAAAUACGACGGCGGUCUGGUGGACUUGAAAAGAUGUACAAAAUGUGACGACAAAUCUCCAAUUUCCGUACUAAUUAAAUCUUUGCUGAAGGAACACAACAGUUUGGCCUUUGAAUUAUCCAGAUUGAACCAACAUUGGAACGAUGACGAUUUAUUGGAAUCAAGGAGAAUUUUGAUCGCUCAGAUGCAACAUAUCACGUACAACGAAUUUCUACCAACAAUAUUAGGAGAGCUGGCGGUGAGCAAACCAGAACUUCGUCUGCAACAAUCAGGAUACUACAAUGGUUAUUCCAGUAAUAACAGGGCUGGAACAUUUAACGAAGUUGCUCUGGCAGCUUUGCCUAUUUUUUCGACCAUGAUAUCAGUUGCCUUGAAAAAUGAAGAUUCCACCAUAAAAUCUCUCCUGGCAACUUCUGCCCAAGAAGCAACUCUUUUUGCAACUGACGACAGCAGUUCAGUAAUGAAUUAUUUGUUGAUACACAAAGCCAGGGAUCAUGGAAUUCCAUCGUACACCAAUGCAUUGAACUUAUGUGGAAAUAGAGUUCCACAAAAUGCUACUUGGAAUCAAUUGGAAUCGGCUGGACUUAAGAAGGAUGUCAUUGAGAAUCUUAAGUUGGCAUAUGGUUUCAGAAACGUCGACGACAUCGAUUUGAUUGUAGGAGCAAUUUUGGAAACUCCAGUAGAAGGAGCUAUUUUUGGUCCAACUCUAUCAUGUUUGUUAGAUUUGCAGUUCCAGAAAUCCAGAAACAGCGACAGAUUCUGGUACGAAAAUGAUUUACCUCCAUCUUCACUGACAAAUGAGCAAUUGCAAGCUAUAAGAACUGUAACUUUAGCAGGACUUUUGUGUUCACAAGGAGAAAGAAAACAAAGGAUUCAACCCAAAGCUUUCAUCACAGAAGAUCCCUACUUGAAUGCCGGUCUCCUAUGCAACCAACUACCUCAUUUACAAUUGUCUGCCUGGAUGGACGCCGACCACAUGUCUUUAAGUGAUAUUCCUGAAGAUUUGUUAAUGGAUGCCUUAGAAAAAGCCAAACAAGACAUGAUCAACAGAAGAAAACAAGAGUAUGAAAACUGGGAACGAAUGGGUGGUCUGGAUCCAAAAUCACCAGCUGGUACAGCUGCAGCUUUCAGCAAAGCAAAUAGACAAGCUUUGGCUUUGGCUAAUUCUUCACACUUUUUGGAAUUUACUUCUAACGAAAUUUUGAACUCCCUGAACAGGAGGCGUAAACGCCAAAUCUUCAACGACAACAAUCUAGGCUUCAACAGUGCUUUUACACGAGAAGAAUUCACCGACAGUUUGCAAAGUGUUGAUGUUAGUUCACUUUUGGGUUCUGUAGCUCCCACAUUGGAGACUGAAUGUGAAGAAUUUGGAACCACUUGUGAUAUUAGCACACCAUUCAGAACAUUCAGUGGUCACUGCAACAAUUUGAGAAAUCCAACACUUGGAAAAAGUUUGACAGUAUUCUCUCGGUUACUGCCAGCUCAAUAUGAGGAUGGUUUGUCCCAGCCUAAAAUCACUGGAGAAUCAGGAGCACCUUUACCAUCACCUCGAGUAGUCUCAACAUUGAUCCAUCCAGAUAUCUCAAAUCUUCACACCAGAUACUCAAUGAUGGUCAUGCAAUAUGCUCAAUUCUUAGAUCAUGAUCUUACCAUGACUCCCAUCCACAAAGGUUUCCACGAAUCCGUACCAGAUUGCAGACGUUGUGAUUCACCUAGAACUGUGCAUCCUGAAUGCAAUCCUUUCCCAGUUCCACCAGGAGAUCAUUAUUAUCCUGAAAUCAAUGUGACGAGUGGUGAAAGAAUGUGUUUCCCAUUCAUGAGAUCUUUACCUGGACAACAGCAACUAGGUCCUCGUCAGCAAGUCAAUCAAAACACUCAUUUCUUGGAUGCAUCUCAAGUUUAUGGUGAAAAUGUUUGUGUAUUCCGUGAUCUGAGAGGAUAUGGUGGUCGUAUGAACUCUACAGCACAUCCUAGAAGAGGCAAAGAACUUUUACCUAGGAGUCCAGUUCAUCCUGAAUGUAGAGCUGCUAGUGGAUACUGUUUUAUAGCAGGUGAUGGAAGAGCAUCAGAACAGCCAGGUUUAACAGUGAUCCACACAAUAUUCUUAAGAGAGCACAAUCGCAUAGCAGAAGGUCUUCGUCAAGUAAAUCCACAUUGGAGUGAAGAUUUGAUCUUCGAACAUGCCAGAAGAAUUUUGAUUGCUCAAAACCAACAUAUCACAUAUAAUGAAUUGUUGCCUAGAUUGUUGAGUUGGAACGCUGUUAAUUUGUAUGGACUUAAACUAUUACCUCAAGGUUAUUAUAAAGAAUACAAUCCAUCUUGCAAUCCAACAAUCCUGACAGAGUUUGCCUCAGCCGCUUUCCGAAUUGGCCAUUCCUUAUUAAGACCUCAUUUGCCUAGAUUGAGCCCAACACAUCAACCUGUCGACCCACCAAUAUUGCUCAGGGAUGGUUUCUUCAAAACAGACAUGCUGAUGCAGCCCUUCAUGAUUGACGAAAUGGCCAGAGGUUUAGUGGCAACUCCCAUGGAAGCCUUAGAUCAAUUCAUCACUGGAGAAGUCACAAAUCAUUUGUUUGAAGAUCGUAAAAUACCAUUUUCUGGAGUGGAUUUAGUAGCUUUGAAUUUGCAAAGAGGACGUGACCACGGAAUUCCAUCUUACAACAACUACAGAGCACUUUGCAAUUUAAAGAAAGCCAGAACUUUUGAAGAUUUGACCAGGGAGAUCCCACCAGAAGUUAUCACGAGAUUGAAGAGAAUCUACGCCACAGUCGAUGACAUCGAUCUAUUCCCUGGUGGAAUGUCAGAAAGACCAUUGCAAGGAGGUCUUGUAGGACCUACAUUUGCCUGCAUCAUCGCCAUACAAUUUAGACAGUUGAGAAAAUGCGACAGAUUUUGGUACGAAAACGAAGAUCCAGUUGUAAGAUUUAGUGAAGCUCAAUUGGCAGAAAUUAGGAAAACGACAUUAUCAAAGAUUCUUUGUGAGAACAUGGAUGUUCCUGGCGAUAUGCAAAGGGCUGCUUUUGAUUUACCCAGCAACUUCUUAAACCCUCGUGUACCAUGCAAUUCAAUGCAACAAAUCAACUUGGCAUUUUGGCGAGACAACGUUGGCCACAGCUGCCAAAUUGCUGGAAGAACAAUUGGUUUGGGAGAAUCAGCAUUCCCGUCGCCUUGUACAUCAUGUGUUUGUUCCAACGAAGGGGCUCAAUGUGCUUCCCUCCGAAUCACCGACUGCGCCCAAUUGGCGAGAGAAUGGAGCCGCGAACAAAUCCUGGCCGAUGACGUUUGCAGUGCCCAAUGCGGUUUAGUUUUGGCUUCAACGCCUAGCAGAAAUAACAAUUUCCAACCAGGAAGGAGUCAGAAUAAUUUGAGACAGGUGCAGAUACCUGGACUGGUUCCACCAGCUCCAAGACAUCCGAGAAACCAGAGACAAUUCGCACCGAUCAACUUCCAAGGAUUCAAGUUGCCUGAUUUGUCACCAUUUAUAGGAUAA
Ctenocephalides felis (cat flea) is the source of this 4308-nucleotide messenger RNA. RefSeq lists its product as uncharacterized. Lineage: Eukaryota; Metazoa; Arthropoda; Insecta; Siphonaptera; Pulicidae. Gene Ontology annotation, molecular function: heme binding; peroxidase activity. Gene Ontology annotation, biological process: response to oxidative stress. The record is from RefSeq and is a predicted model, not a curated record.